Messenger RNA from Bubalus bubalis (water buffalo), 6792 nucleotides. RefSeq names its product mannosidase alpha class 2A member 1 (gene MAN2A1). Gene Ontology annotation, cellular component: Golgi membrane. Gene Ontology annotation, molecular function: carbohydrate binding; alpha-mannosidase activity. Gene Ontology annotation, biological process: protein deglycosylation; N-glycan processing; mannose metabolic process. Bases 876 to 4139 code for a protein of 1087 amino acids. The transcript has 21 exons. The record is from RefSeq and is a predicted model, not a curated record. Lineage: Eukaryota; Metazoa; Chordata; Mammalia; Artiodactyla; Bovidae.
GCGCGGGCGCCGAGGGGCGCUGCAGAGCCGGCGUUGCUUUUCGCGGCGACCGCCGCCAUCGCCGCGCGUGCGGGGCGGGCGGGGACUCGCGGCUGCGGCUGGAGCGGGCUUCUCCAGGGGAGGCUCCCCUCCUGGCCCCGUCGCCCUCCCCCGCGCGCCGCCGCCGCCCGCCCCCUGCGCCCCCCAGCGCUGUCCUGUCCCCGAGAGCCCGAGGGCCGGGGCGGCGGGGGCGGGAGGCCGGCCGGCGGGCGCGUACUCUGAGGAAAGUCCUGUCAGAGCCGGGCGCGCCCCGGCCCGGCGGCGGCGGCGGCGGCGGCGGCAGGAAGGGGCUCUGCCGGCGGGCGGGGGCGGCGCCUCGGGGCGGGCCCGGCCGUCCCGGCGCUAAGUUGUGGGGCCCGGCCCCUCCCUCCUGAUUUCCUUCCCCGCGGCUCCGCGGACCUGGUCCCUCGGCGCGGAGCUGCCGCGCCCGCACUCCUGGGCGGAGAGAACGCGCCGGCCCGGCUCGAGAAAACUUUUCCUGCCGACCCGGUGCUCGCGACGGCGGUAGCAAGUCCGCGCGGCGACCCUGCCUGCGCCUGCCCCGCGCGCCCCGCCGGCGGCCGGCGCGGAGAUCCGCGGCCAGGGCGAGCGGGCCCCUUCCGGGCGUGAGGCGUCCCGCCCCGGGGAGGGCGGCGGGCCGGGCCGAGGGCCGAGGGCGCGUGGGGGCGCCGGAGACGAGGUGAGGAGCGCCGCCCGGACCCGCGCCCGCGGCGGAGAGGAGCGCCCGCAGGGCGAAAGCCCAGGAGCCGGGAGCCUCCGGCCGCCGCUUCCCGGAGUCCGCGCUCCGCCGGCUCCGAGCGGGGACCGUGCUUGGGCGCCGGGUCUAUCGAGGAAACAUGAAGUUGAGCCGGCAGUUCACCGUUUUCGGCAGCGCUAUCUUCUGCGUGGUGAUCUUCUCGCUCUACCUGAUGCUGGACCGGGGUCACUUGGACUACCCCAAGAGCCCGCGCCGCGAGGGCUCCUUCCCGCAGGGUCAGCUUUCAAUGUUGCAAGAAAAAAUAGACCAUUUGGAACGUUUGCUAGCUGAGAAUAAUGAAAUCAUCUCAAAUAUUAGAGACUCAGUCAUCAAUUUGAGUGUAUCUGUGGAGGAUGGUACGAAAAACUCAAAAGGCAAUUUCAGCCAUGGUGCUGGCUCUCGUCUUCUGCCAUUGGAACAUUUGCCCCUCGCAGUUGGCCCUGGAGACUGUCUGUUUGCUUCACAGAGUGGAAGUCAGAGCUCAGAUGUACAGAUGUUGGAUGUUUACAGUCUAAUUCCUUUUGACAAUCCCGAUGGUGGAGUUUGGAAGCAAGGAUUUGACAUUACUUAUAAACCUGAUGAAUGGGACACUAAGCCCCUUCAAGUCUUUGUGGUGCCUCAUUCCCAUAAUGACCCAGGUUGGUUGAAGACCUUUGAUGACUACUUUAGAGAGAAGACUCAGUAUAUUUUUAAUAAUAUGGUUGUCAAGUUGAAAGAAGACCCACGGAGAAAAUUUAUAUGGUCUGAGAUCUCUUACCUUUCAAAGUGGUGGGAAGCUAUAGAUGUUCAGAAGAAGGAUGCUGUUAAAAGUUUGCUAGAAAAUGGUCAGUUUGAAAUUGUGACAGGUGGCUGGGUAAUGCCUGAUGAAGCUGGUGCACAUUAUUUUGCCAUAAUUGACCAACUAAUUGAAGGACAUCAGUGGCUGGAGAAGAAUCUAGAUCUGGGAUCUGUCACAGACAUUUUGUGCCAUAUGAUGCCCUUCUACAGCUACGACAUCCCCCACACUUGUGGACCUGAUCCUAAAAUAUGCUGCCAGUUUGAUUUUAAACGGCUUCCUGGAGGCAGAUACGGUUGUCCCUGGGGAGUCCCCCCAGAAACAAUAUAUCCUGGAAAUCUCCAGAACAGGGCCGAGAUGCUUCUGGACCAGUACCGAAAGAAGUCAAAGCUCUUCCGUACCACGGUGGUCCUGGCCCCGCUGGGAGACGAUUUUCGCUACACCGAACGCACCGAAUGGGAUCAUCAGUUCAAGAAUUACCAGCUGCUUUUUGAUUAUAUGAACUCUCAUUCUCAGUAUAAUGUUAAGAUACAGUUUGGGACUUUAUCAGAUUAUUUUGAUGCACUAGAAAAAGAAGCUUCAGCCAAUAGUAGGAAUAGCCAAUCAAUGUUCCCUGUUCUAAGUGGAGAUUUUUUCACUUAUGCUGACCGAGAUGAUCAUUACUGGAGUGGCUAUUUUACAUCCAGGCCCUUUUACAAACGAAUGGAUAGGAUAUUGGAAUCCCAUUUAAGGGCUGCUGAAAUUCUUUACUAUUUCGCCCUGAAACAAGCUAAGCAGUACAAGAUAAGUAAAUUUCUUUCAUCAUCCCAUUAUGUGAUGCUGACAGAAGCAAGACGAAAUUUGGGACUCUUUCAACAUCAUGAUGCUAUCACAGGAACUGCAAAAGAUUGGGUGGUUGUGGAUUAUGGUACCAGACUCUUUCAUUCACUGAUGAAUUUAAAGAAGAUAAUUGGACAUUCUGCACUGCUGCUUAUUUUGAAGGACAAACACUCAUACGACUCUUACUCUUCGGAUACCUUCCUAGAAAUGGAUUUGAAACAAAGAACGCAAAGUUCUCUGCCACAAAAAAAUGUAAUAAGUCUGAGUGCAGAGCCAAGGUAUCUCGUGGUCUAUAACCCUUCAGAACAAGCUCGAAGCUCUAUAGUCUCAGUCUGUGUGAGCUCAUCCGCAGCGCAAGUGUCCUCUGCUUCAGGAAAGCCUGUGGACAUCCAGAUGAGUGCAGUGUGGGACACAGCGACUACCGCCUCACAGACAGCCUACGAGAUAUCUUUUCUAGCAGAGAUGCCACCAUUGGGACUGAAAGUGUAUAAGAUUUUGGAAACAUCAAGUUCAAGUCCACAUUUAGCCAAAUAUGACCUAUAUAAUGGUAAUAUAGCAAAUGAAGGAAUUUUUAACAUGAAUAAUAUAAAAAGUGCUCAAGAAGCUAUAACUCUAGAGAACUCUUUUAUUAAGCUGCGCUUUGGUCCAUCUGGGCUUAUGGAGGAAAUGCUAAAUAAAGGAGAUGGUAAAAGUCUUGAAGUGAAAGUACAGUUUUCAUGGUAUGGAACCACAAGUAAAAAGGAUAAAAGUGGUGCCUACCUCUUCUUACCCGACGGGGAGGCCAAGCCUUAUGUUUACACAACACCACCCUUUGUCAGAGUGCAGCGUGGAAGGUUUUAUUCGGACGUGACUUGCUUUUUUGAACAUGUUACCCACAGAGUUCGACUGUACAACAUACAUGGAGUAGAAGGACAGUCUGUGGAGAUUUCCAAUAUUGUAGACAUCCGAAAAGAGCAUAACUAUGAGAUUGCAAUGAGAAUUUCUUCCAGCAUCAACAGCCAAAACAGAUUUUAUACUGACCUAAAUGGAUACCAGAUUCAACCUAGAGUGACAAUGAGCAAAUUGCCUCUUCAGGCGAACGUCUAUCCCAUGACUACAAUGGCGUACAUCCAGGAUGCCGAGCGCCGCUUGACUCUGCUCUCAGCUCAGUCUUUGGGUGUUUCGAGUCUGAAGAGUGGUCAGAUUGAAGUUAUCAUGGAUCGAAGACUCAUGCAAGAUGAUAAUCGUGGCCUUGAGCAAGGUGUCCAUGAUAACAAGAUUACAGCUAAUUUAUUUCGAAUACUCCUAGAAAAGAGAAGUGUCGUGAAUACGGAAGAAGACCAGAAGGCAGUCAGUUACCCUUCCCUCCUUAGCCACAUAACGUCUUCUUUCCUGAAUCACCCUGUCUUCCCAAUGACAGAAAAGGUCCCCGUGCCCACCCUUCAGCUGCUGGGUGGAUUCUCUCCCUUAAUGUCACCUUUGCCCUGUGACAUUCACCUGGUUAACCUGAGGACAGUGCAGUCGAAGGUGGAUGGCAAGCAUUCCAGCGAGGCCGCCUUGAUCCUCCACAGGAAGGGGUUUGACUGCCGCUUCUCUAGCAGAGACACCGGGCUGCUGUGUUCCACAACCCAGGGAAAGAUACAGGUCCAGAAGCUUUUCAGCACGUUCGCUGUUGUGAGUAUCACACCUUCCUCAUUGUCGCUGCUGCAUUCCCCGCCAGACACCCGAAACGUCAGUGAGAUCAACUUGAGGCCCAUGGAAAUCAGCACAUUCCGAAUCCACUUGAGGUGAACCUGGUUUCAGAUUUGGAUUGGAAAGCAUUGGCUUUUAUAUACUUCUUGGUUUUACGUGCAAUAAGAAGCACAUUAUUUUAGCUUCUGGCUACUGUGAGGACAUGAAUUCUGUGAUUCUUUUUCUUAAACCAGUACAGUAGGAGAGAAAAAAAGCCAUGCUACAAACUAGUGUUUUGCUUAAGUUCCUUCCAUGCACUACUAUCAUCAGUAUGAAUUGAUGCAACAAACGAAGAAAUGUCUAAAGACAGCCUCUCAACAGAUUGUAUCUCAGGUUAAAUGUUAACUAAUUAUAUCUAUGUUGGGGGUUGUAAAGAGAUUGUUCUCAGUGUUCAUGUUGCUGACCCUUUGUUAGUUUUACAAAAAUACCCAUUUUUACCAAAAUGGAAUAAAAAGCUGGUGGGUAAUAGCUAAUGGCCAAAAUGGUUGCAAUCAUUCAUACGUGUUAGAAGAACUUUAUGUGUUGAAAUAUGUGGAAAAGUGCAAUCCAUCAGUCCUGAUAAUAUAUAUCGUUGCUUUUACAUGUUUUUCUACCACUUGACCCCUCCCUUCCUACCCUUUGUAAGUAUUUCCAGAAAUACCAGAUUUUGAAUCAUUCAAUAGUAGACAAAGAGGCAUAUUUUCAUUACUUGACAAUGUGGGAUAGGUGCAAUUUAUUCCAUUGUCACUUAGCUGGGAGAAGCGAUUCCAUAGGUACCAUGACCUCUUCUGGGUACCACAAGGUGUCUUUUUACACAGCUCAUUUGAAUACAGAUGUUCUGAGAAGGGGUUUUCUAUUUUAAAAUGAUCAUAUCAGAAUAAAUGUGCCUUAUUUUUUAUAAGUCUUGUUAAAUCUUUUGGUGUCCAUAUUACUGUUGGGGGAAGAUGGGGAGUGGCUGGGGGAGCGGCGGGUACUUUCUAUGACACAUAAAUUAUUACUGUUGGGGGAAGAUGGGGAGUGGCUGGGGGAGCGGCGGGUACUUUCCAUGACGCAUAAAUUGUAUAACUUUUGCCUGACAAUGCUGGCCACGUGCUGAUCUGUCCAUUAAAUGUGUGCUGAUGUUACUCUAAACAUUUUGACUAUUUGAAUGUACUGAGAUGUCAGAAAACAAAACAAGGAAGAAAAAUAUUGUUAAUUAAAAUAUGCUGCUGCCAAGGAGACUGCAACUUGAAGCUAGGAUUUUGUAACAAGCAGAAUCCACAUACUGUUUUCAUUUCACAAGAGUUCACCAUUUUGAAGAGAGAAUGCUUUAAAAUAGGCCGUUUUGAAACCCACUUAUAUGUAACUCAUCGUAAUUUAUCGUAUUAGAGAAUAUGUUUGUUGAGUGAACUUCAGACGUUUGUACGUGCUAACCUCAAAGUGAAGUUCUCAACCCAUGUGCCAUUACAGUACUUUUGAUAAAAUUUAUUUGGGAUCAUUGUUAACUUGACAUUAAAAUAAAACCAACAGUUAGAGUAUUCCAUUUUAGCAUGGAAAGGAUUCUUGACUAUGUGCACUGCUGAAAAUUCUCUGUGUUAACUAGUAGGUUUAGUAUUAUCUGACUUUAAACUUCCAUUUUACCUCCUGCCAUUCCAACAUCUUCAUACAGAAAUAAAACAUCAGUUCUGUUUUAUCAUGUAGCCUAGUUAUCAUCUGUAUUUCCAGUCAAGAUGCAGCUCCUUAGAUUAUUGUUCCAUUAAGUUCACAAACUUCUUUCGCCUUUAAUCAUUAAGGAAAUAAUACUAGUGUUGAUGAAGAUAUUACAAGAGAGUAAUUUCUUGCAAUAAACAUGUACUGUAAGUUUCCUUCCUUGUUUUGGGGGGAUAAACAACUAAAACAAAAAACAAACUUACUUUCUGUGAACAUCUACAGACGUUAGGAUUGCCAGACACAAAUCCCAGGAAUAAGAUCAGUAUUUUCAUUGCAUCUUAAGUGUAAAACCUUCCUAUAGGAGUUCACUGUGUUCUGUGGUUCAAGUGGUUGUACCUAAUUGUUCUGGAAUCUCUGAUCAGUUGAAAUAAAAACUCUUGAUGCAAUAACAGCAGUCUUGCCACCCCUGGUUUCUGAGGUGGGUCUGUCCUGUGCUCCGUCGGGGUCUUACUCAGUGUGUGUGGUCACCAGCUGCUCACAGGUAAAGCAGAAAUUCUCUUUCACCAGCAAGUUUCUGCUUUUUAUUUUUAGAAUAAAUCAUCAGGGAAAUGAAGAGAGGAUGCUUUUGCUUUGGGUUGUGGUCAAGAACUGAUUAAAUAAUUUAGUGUCCCUGGCACACGCUACAAACCGUGCACUUCAGUUGUGAUCUCAGUGGCGUAUUUGUUUGCUUAGGUUUUAUUACAUUCAGUAUCGCAGAUGUUCAGUUGACCAAGUAGUUCAUGACUUUCUCUCUGUCUUUUUUAAAAUUUAAUUUGGGGUUAUAACUGCAGUGUUUGAGAACUUAGCAUCCUUGUUUUCUGCAAAUACUGAUUAAAACAAAAUGCUGUAAAACGUGUUGUAAAACAUUGUAAUUACCUUCCCAUGUCUUUGUUGUAUUUGUGCUGAAAUGUUUCCACAUUCCUUUGUCGGGAAGAAAAUCUUUGUUUUCAUUUUGAUUAUGUUGCUUUCCUUGAAAUCAAUAGGUUUUGAUAUUUUCUCUUGGAAGAUUUUAUAUCUUUUUGGGAAUAUGUAAUAUAAGAUAUCUAAUAAAAGAUAAAUCUUACCA